GUACUUCGUUCGCGCAGCCAAGCACGACUUUCUUUUUCGAUUUUACAGUAUUUCCAGUUUAUAUUAUCUGAUUAUUCGUAUUUUAGGACCGUAUUUUAUUCCAAUCUUUGUGCUGUUGACAAUCAGAAACUAUUGGAACAAGGGACCGGAACAAGUAGGUGGUUACAGAUUGAGAACCAGACAAUUCACGUUGAUGUAGCUCAUCAGAGCAACAGCAACUGUCGGUGAGAGUACCUCGGCAACAGACGACAUGGCAACAGGUGGAGAUGAUAAACGUGGACACAUCGUGACGGAGAAAGGAAGGAUGAGAAGUGUGUUUGGAUUUGACUUCUCAGACUUUCAAAGCUGGUUGUCAUUGAAUCAAUGGCUACAUGCACCAAGGCAUCCAUCGAAUCUUGCAGCACUUCGAGUUGCAUUUGGUUUAUUGAUGGUGAUUGAUGUGUUCACAGAGCGUGGCUUUCCUCAUGCUGAGCGACGAUGGGGUUCGACUGACGAGUGUCAGUUUCCUCUCUUUGACUUCCUGCGCCCGCUGCCUCUUCCAUGGAUGUUUGUGGCGUACCUCGCUCUUCUUGCAGGUGCCCUUGGCAUCAUGUUUGGCUUCCUGUACAAGUUGAGCUGCCUUGUCUAUAUGACAAUCUACUGGUACAUCUUCCUGCUGGACAAGGUGUCGUGGAACAACCAUUCCUAUCUCUAUGGUCUCAUCAGUCUCCAGCUGCUGUUGAUUGAUGCCAACAGAUCAUGGUCGAUUGAUGGACUUAUUUGGCCAAAGUUGAGAAAUUCCCAUGUGCCAUCGUGGAACUAUGGUCUACUUAGAUUCCAAAUUUUCAUUGUCUAUUUCAUUGCUGGCUUGAAGAAGUUGGACUUUGACUGGGUGACUGGCUACUCGAUGCACAGUCUAUCUGAGCACUGGGUAUUUAUGCCGUUUAGGUCACUCAUAGGGAAAGAAAACACUGAUCUAUUUGUGGUGCAUCUCGGUGGCCUCACCAUCGACCUCUUCACAGGCUUCCUCCUCUACUUCAGCAAGACGAGGAAACUAGCUUUCCUCUUCGGUGGCUCGUUCCAUUUGAUGAACUCGAGGAUGUUUUCCAUUGGCAUGUUUCCAUACACCAUGCUCGCCACAAUGCCCAUCUUCUCUGACACUGAUUGGCCAGCUCGCGUCAUGAGGAAAGCUCCAACAUGGCUGCGCAUAUUCACGCCACUCGACGGAGAACCGCAGAGGAAUCCACAUUGCUUGUAUUCAAAGGAGGAAAUCAAACCAGAAGAAAAGCACCAGACUAGUAGCAGCCAAGACAAGGUUGGCAGCGAUGUCCUGGUCCAUAGUCAUCCCAAGAUGUACCACAGCUUCAUGUCAGCUCUCAUCAUCGUCUACGUCACAACACAGUGUAUUCUACCGUAUUCACAUUCUAUCACAAAGGGCUACAACAACUGGACCAAUGGUCUCUAUGGCUACUCGUGGGACAUGAUGGUUCAUAGCUGGCGGACACAGCAUACAAGGGUGUCAUACAAGAACAAAGAGACUGGUGAGGUUGGCUUCCUGAAUCCUGAGGCAUGGAUUUACCGUCGUGACCGCUGGACCUCUCAUGCUGACAUGGUCAAGCAAUAUGGUGUGUGUGUACAGGAACGGCUCCGAGAUUACAACCUCACCAACAUUGAACUGUACAUCGAUGUGUGGAAGUCGAUGAACAAAAGAUUCCAACAAAGGAUGUUUGAUCCAAGAGUUGAUAUCCUAUCAGCGGAGUGGCACCCUCUCGAGGAGACAAGAUGGCUCUUCCCACUCUUGACGUCACUUUCAGACUGGAGGGAAAAGCUACGCUUGAUAUCAAAAGAACUAUCAAAGACGUCGAAUGACACUGAUAUUGUGUUCGUGGCAGACUUCCCUGGUUUGAUGCUCGAGAACUACGUCCAAGACGACUUUGGAAAUACAAGUCUGAGCGUGCUGAAGGGUGAGGUCGUCGUUGAGGUUUUACAAGACAAGAAAAAGACAAAGAAUAUCACACUGAAAGAAGGGGAUGAGACUAAGCUUCCUGCAGGCCAGUUCCAUAACGUCCACACUGUGUCCACAACUCCCUCCUGUUACAUGUACGUCUAUGUCAACACAACCCAUCAGAAGUUUGAGAAGAAGUUCAUUGAAUUUGAGAGUAAGGUGAAUGCAUCGACUGAGAACGGCACCAAGGAAUUGACAGAUGCCACCUUAUUGAACGACCAACUCUACCCGUUCUAUCAGAAGUAUCAGGAGCGUCUUGAGUAUAAGAGGCAGAGAAAAAGUAUUACAGCAUUUCAGAUGUUCCGAUAUCGUCUCGUCAACUUCCUUGUUGGAGUUCACCACUCGCUUGUAUUAUCACACGUGGCCUUGACCUCCAUCUACUCAGGUGAGCCAAUGGUUGAAAUCAUCAUGGCAACGAACGUGUCAACAAAUCUUGACGGAAUGAAAGACAACUUUCAAUAUUGGCUUGGAGUGGAGGCAGUGGAGACGAUAUUAGAGCUGCCAUCGAGGGAGGAUUUGUAACAAAGAGUAAUGCUUUAGAUAGGCACUAUCGUCUAUCGUUCAUCAAGUAUUCUGGUAUCUGACUUGUCCUCGAGAGACCAAUUGGGUUACCAGUAAUGGAAAUCAAUCGAACACCACGGAAUAUCUAUGACUAUCUAUGGGUAAUGUUGGAUAACCUUAGUCCUAGCCUAAUUAAAGAAGGAUACGCCCAAAAUCAGAUUAAGCUCCUCGGAUGGCCAAGCUUUAGGUGUGACCGUGUGGGAUGACUGUGAAGUCAUUCUGAGGUGUUUUGUUGAAAGAACAGGAAGGAGCAGGUAGAUCACUUCCAUCGUGGGAACAGCUACGCUUAAAACUCAGUUCUUUUUGACACAUUCGCAACAGUGUUUACAUUUACGAGAUGUUGUGAUGUGUCGUUAUUGUUGUACUUAUAAAACUUUUUCUGGUCAGCGCAAACAAUCAAAAUUUGAUAUUAAACUCACUGGUAUCAAGACUUGAUAAAGACUUGCUUGUAUGUACCAGCGAUUUGGUGGGUCUCCAUGAUCAUCAAGUUCACUGUUCUUCCUCUCAGUCAGUUGCCUGUUUUCACAUGACUGUUGAGAUCUUGUCAGUUGGUUCGUGUGCAUUGUGUCCAACGAGGUGCAGACACAUCUCAGUGGUUGUAUAUCAGUCAGGAUACAAAACAGCAUUGUUCAGUUGGAAUUUGAAUUCAGUAUGUAUCGGUAUUUGAGUUAUUUGAAAAUCUCACCAUAAUGCCAUACAUUGUAAGAUUCUAUUUUAAAGAUGUAUUUAUCAUGAAUUGUUGUCACUCAAAGUGGACUACGUAUGUUCUAUGGAAUAAAAAUCAGUAUAUUGUUUAA
Messenger RNA from Lineus longissimus, 3342 nucleotides. Its product is annotated as vitamin K-dependent gamma-carboxylase-like. Bases 251 to 2506 code for a protein of 751 amino acids. Gene Ontology annotation, biological process: peptidyl-glutamic acid carboxylation. Gene Ontology annotation, molecular function: gamma-glutamyl carboxylase activity; vitamin binding. Lineage: Eukaryota; Metazoa; Nemertea; Pilidiophora; Heteronemertea; Lineidae. The transcript is spliced from 16 exons. The record is from RefSeq and is a predicted model, not a curated record.